Messenger RNA from Hylaeus anthracinus, 1755 nucleotides. It is a transcript of the gene Fer1, whose product is annotated as pancreas transcription factor 1 subunit alpha-like. The transcript is spliced from 3 exons. The coding region runs from base 1021 to 1752 and encodes 243 amino acids. Gene Ontology annotation, biological process: developmental process; regulation of transcription by RNA polymerase II. Gene Ontology annotation, molecular function: RNA polymerase II transcription regulatory region sequence-specific DNA binding; protein dimerization activity; DNA-binding transcription factor activity, RNA polymerase II-specific. The record is from RefSeq and is a predicted model, not a curated record. NCBI's taxonomy places the organism in Eukaryota, Metazoa, Arthropoda, Insecta, Hymenoptera, Colletidae.
CCAAGGUGACCGUCCCGUGGUGUCAGUGUCACUCUUGCUGAAUUCUUCCAUAAUUCUUAAAGAUCGCGAAUGGAUGUCGCUUAAAGUCUCGUCAAGUUUCGCGCUUUGCUUGGUAAAUCUACGUUCGAGCCCCCAUUAAAAAAACGUGAAUUUCCUCUUGGUCAGAACAGACAGAAGAAUCUGAACGUCCCAACUGAAGAAAUGAGUGUCGAAGCGUCCAAGACUCAAGAAUGACAUCGGAGAUGAACCAAAAUACACACGUCAAACGGCAUUGGGUAAAAUUGGUGAACGUUACGAGCACGAAUCGAGAAUGAAGACGAUCCUUCUGGAACUCUCUGGACCUGGCUCCAUUUCCGUGAAGGAUCCCGGCUCGCAUCGGUUAGGGUACACGCUGAUAAGUGUUUGGACAAAUCUGGUCACGUGCCCUGACCUCUUGCCGCCACGUGUCGGUGUUUAAAAGCAUUUCCUAGCACGCACCAGGGGACACGUGGCUUGAUAAAAUCGGUGGAUCCCCGGGACGUGACCAAGGGUGCUUAAACAGGAAUUCCUAUGGUAACUGUUUGGUAAUCCCAUGGUAAUGGGAUCGGACGGUUGACCGUUAACUGAAAAAUCCCGAUUCGUUUAGAGUUCGGAAAAAGAGUGGACCCUAAGCCCGAUUUCUUCGAGUCUCUGGAGGAUAUCCAAGCGGAAAAACUAGAAAAACGAUCGAGGUGUCAAGUGUUUCAGAUAAAUAGACUCGCGAACCGAAAAGUAGACUCUUCGGGCCCUCUGGACCGUAACGUACAAUAGACUCUCCGAACUCUAGUUGUCUCUCUGAACUUUAGUAGACGCUCUGGUAGAAAUUCUUGCAAAUUUAAUGUUUCUCGUUUACUCGAAAUUUUCCAAAUUCGUUAUCGCAAAGUCAUCGUUUACCAAUCUAGUCAACGUCCAGUCAGCGAUUCUAGUCGUAAAGCUCGAAGAAUUUCAAGUUAUGGACAGCGUUGGUUAACAUAUCUAUCAGGAGCAGAUAGAUUCUUCAAGAUGUAUUCGAUGGAUAAUAUCGAGCUGGACAUGAUGAAUAGGCAGUACAUGUACGAGGCUCACAGUUUUCUGGGCAAUCCAGCCAUUCCUGCUUUGCCGCCGCAUUGCGGCCCGCCGACCGCGGCCACUCUGCCUCCGAUUCCAUCGCAACUGGUCUCUCAUCCUCCUGGAAGUACUGGGAGCACCAGUGGCAGCGAAAUUUACUUGUACGACGAGAAUAGCAGCGACAAUGAGAGUGCUUACAGUAGCGACCAGGAGAACCACUCCAGAGAAAGAAGUCAGAGCAAUAGACGCAACGGGGCAUCGGGAAAGAGUCCAAGACAGGCGGUGCAGCAGAGGCAGGCCGCCAACAUGAGGGAAAGGCGGCGUAUGCAAAACAUAAACGACGCCUUCGAGGGUUUAAGGGCUCACAUACCGACUCUUCCCUAUGAGAAGAGGCUCUCCAAAGUUGACACUUUAAAGUUGGCGAUUGGAUACAUAAAAUUCUUGAACGAACUGGUCAGAGCAGACACGGGCAACGAUCCCUUGACAGGAAACGGUGGACACUCGAGAUGCUCCGGUCGGGACGACGCUAAGAAGGUCAUAGUUCGUGGCAGCGAGGGGAAUCCCUUCAUUUUUCAUUCUCUAUCCUGGUCCAGGAAGUCGGAUAUUUCCUCGAAUGGAACGAUGUACGCAAAGGUCUGGACACCAGAAGAUCCACGAGCAUCGAAGAACGGUUCAACGUUUGAGUAAAAC